AUGACAACCCCUGGCGGUGAGGUGCUGCAACGAAAGGACAAGACAGCGCCUCUCACCUUUGAACCGCGUAAGCGCCAACACGGUUACACAAGAUGCCCUUCUAGUGGUGCCUUUGCUUUUGUCGACCGCUUUCUUCUUCCCAAUGUCGCCUCCAAGGACAGGGGUCCUUGCCUGAUUCCGUGUAUAAAGGGUUGCAAGGCGCAGAGGCACUUCGGUGGAAUGCGCGACUCCCGACGCUGGCCACCUCCUGUCCACGUUUGUAUAUACUGCACAGAAGCACACCCUUCCGCAUCCGAGAUGCCUGAGAGGCCGAACUUUCCAGCGGAAGAGGAGAGAACGCUGUCGCGGUGGAGAGAGGAAGAAGCAUUCAAAAAGUCUUUGGAGCUUUCGAAAGGGCGGAAGCCGUUCUCCUUUUACGAUGGGCCUCCCUUUGCAACAGGCCUUCCACACUAUGGGCAUAUCCUUGCAGGCACUAUAAAGGACGUUGUCUGCCGCUUUGCUCAUCAAACGGGGCACUUCGUGGAGCGGCGCUUUGGCUGGGAUUGCCACGGGCUUCCUAUUGAGUUCGAGAUCGACAAGCUGCUCAAAAUAAACACACGGCAGCAGGUGCUUCAAUUCGGCAUCCCCCAGUCCAUCGUGCUGCGCUACUCCUCUCAGUGGAAGGAUAUUGUUGGUGGGCGUUGUUGUACUGCUGCUGCCGCGUCCUCAGUUAGAGCGCACCGGUCGGUGGAUCGACUUCAACAAUGGAUACCGAACGAUGGACCGAGACUUCAUGGAGUCGGUCUGGUUAUGCCCUUCUCGACUGCUUGCGGAACUCCCCUUUCCAACUUUGAAGCAAACCAAAACUACAAGGACGUUAGCGACCCCUCGGUCGUUGUCGCCUUCAAGUGUGCAGACACUACAGCUUUCCCAGAGCGCUUCGAAUUUGUCGCCUGGACGACCACCCCGUGGACCCUGCCAGCAAACUUGGCGCUCUGCGUUCACCCCACAAUGACGUACCUCAGAAUACACCUCAAAUCCAACAAACGCAUUCUAGUCUUGGCGAAAGACCGCUUGGAGUGGGUUUGCAAACAGAUGAAGCUCGACCCCGUCGCCGAUAUCGAGGUGCUGGCGGAAUUCCCGGGGGAAACAUUGCGCGGUUUGCGAUAUGUCCCUCUCUUUGACUGCUACGCCUCGACUUCUCCCUUCGCCUUGUCGGCCUUCAGAGUUUGCGUAGAUAACUUCGUCACUGCGGACUCCGGUACCGGAAUUGUUCACUGCGCCCCCGCUUUCGGCGAAGAUGACUACAGAGUCUGCAUCCAGCAAGGCGUAAUCCAAGUGGGUGGCCCGCUGGCUUGUCCGAUAGAUGACAAUGGGAUUGUAACUUCGGAUGUGCCUUUUGCUGCUGGAUUGAACUUUAAGGCAGCGGACAAGGAGAUCAAGGCGGUCUUGAAACAGAACGGUUCUCUUCUAGCGGCCUCAGAUCUGAUUCACUCGUAUCCCUUUUGCUGGCGCUCUGACACCCCCCUGAUAUACAAAGCCGUGCCAUCCUGGUUCAUUCGCGUUGAGGACAUGAGGGAAAAAUUGCAAAAAAACAACAUGCUCUCCCGAUGGGUGCCAGCAGCGCUGCAAGAAAAGCGAUUUCACAAUUGGCUGGGAGAGGCGAAGGACUGGUGCGUGUCGAGAAACAGAUUUUGGGGAACACCUCUGCCUCUGUGGGCGAGUGAAGACUUCUCUCAACUCGUGUGCAUUGAGAGCGUUGCUCAGCUAGAGGCCAUCUCUGGACGCACCUUGCCAGAUAUUCACAGAGACUCCAUCGACGAUAUAACAAUACCAGAUCCCAGGGGUCCUGAAUUUCCUCCUCUCAGACGAGUUGAGGAGGUCUUUGAUUGCUGGUUUGAAAGCGGCUCAAUGCCGUACGCUCAACAGCACUACCCAUUCGAGAACAAAGAGCGAUUCGAUAAAACAUUCCCAGCAAACUUCGUGGGCGAGGGUUUGGACCAGACUCGUGGCUGGUUUUAUACGUUGCUGGUCUUGUCUACUGCUCUUUUCGAUAAGCCGCCUUUUCAGAAUCUGAUUGCAAACGGUCUUGUGCUGGCAGCAGAUGGCCGCAAGAUGAGCAAGCGUCUACAAAACUACCCGCCGAUAUCUGAAGUCUUGGAUUCGCUGGGAGCGGAUGCGUUGCGAAUGUAUCUCCUCAAUUCACCUGUUGUUAAGGGGGAGACCCUCAACUUCAAGCAGGAAGGAGUCAAGGACGUUGUUAGGGAAGUUCUUCUACCGUGGUAUCAUUCCACUCGCUUCUUGAUUCAAGAAGUCAUUCGUUACGAACUUAGUGGCGCAGGGCAGUUUGUUACUGCGACCUCCGAAGAAGAACAGUGCAGAAAAAAUUCAAUGGAUAAAUGGAUCCUCUCAGAGACACAACGAGUGAUGCAGUUUGUUAGAGAAGAAAUCGAAGCUUACCGUCUGUACACUGUAGUGCCCCAGCUUGUCUCCUUCCUCGAGCUCCUUACCAACUGGUACCUGAGGCUCAACAGAGAUAGAAUGCGUGGUGCUUCGGGGCCUGCCGUGGCUCUGGAAGCACUGCAAACCCUACAUUCCGUUUUACUAACGACUGUUGUCUACAUGGCCCCCAUGACUCCUUUUCUGAGUGAAUAUCUAUACCAGGCCCUAAGAAAGGCCCUGCCAUCUGGGCAUCCCCUGUUAGCAGACAGCGUACACUUCCUACUUUUGCCACUGCCUAACGAUAAGCUCAGAGAUACCAAAGUGGAGCAACGCAUGACACGCAUGCAAAGCGUAAUUGUGAUGGGAAGAACCUUGAGAGAGAGAAAGAGGCUGAGUCUCAAAACCCCUGUAUUAUCAGUCCGCUGUCUCGUGGGAUGCGAAGAACACCGACAAGACCUCCUCGAGACCGAGGCUUACAUCAAGGAGGAGCUGAACACGUGCGCGUUUGAGGUCGUCGUGGACAACUCCGAGGUGCCUUUGUCCCUUAGUCUGAAUUUCAAGCUUCUUGGCCCUCGCGUAGGUCGGGGCAUGCAGAAGCUGCAGGAAGCGGCAAAGCAGCUGAGUCAAGCUGAGCUGAGACAGUUUGAGAGGGAUGGACAGAUUGAGGUGGCUGGCGUAACACUUUCGUCAGAAGAGGCCUCACUACAGAGGCAGCUACCGGGAGCUGCCAAUCCAAAUCUUGCAGUGCACUGUGAUAAGUCCGUUGUUGUCAUCAUGGACUUUACCUCAGACCCCUCGUUGCAGCGGAAGGCAAUUGCAAGAGAAGUGGCAAAUCGUGUGCAGAAGCUGAGAAAGGAGUUACAACUGCAGCAGCAUGACGCGGUGCUGAUGUUUGCUUCCACGGAAGACCCAGCGCUUUCUGCAGUGUUGAAAGAGGAGGCAGAAUACAUCGAGAGCUGUUUGCGGCGGCCUCUACGACACAUGGUAGAGAACAAGCGACCAGAGACCGGCGCUGUAAUGCACGAGGAGACGGUUUCAGUGGGUUCUUCUCCACUAAUUCUGACCUUCGUUAGGGAGUAG
Molecule: messenger RNA, 3501 nt
Organism: Cyclospora cayetanensis
Lineage: Eukaryota; Apicomplexa; Conoidasida; Eucoccidiorida; Eimeriidae
Product: probable isoleucine--tRNA ligase, cytoplasmic
Exons: 25
Coding region: 1-3501 (1166 amino acids)
Biological process (GO): isoleucyl-tRNA aminoacylation
Molecular function (GO): isoleucine-tRNA ligase activity; aminoacyl-tRNA deacylase activity; ATP binding
Source: RefSeq, a predicted model, not a curated record